Molecule: messenger RNA, 1795 nt
Organism: Mizuhopecten yessoensis (Yesso scallop)
Lineage: Eukaryota; Metazoa; Mollusca; Bivalvia; Pectinida; Pectinidae
Product: neuroglobin-like
Exons: 4
Coding region: 946-1470 (174 amino acids)
Molecular function (GO): heme binding; oxygen binding
Source: RefSeq, a predicted model, not a curated record
CGCGUCAUCAAACGUCAUCACUGUAUGUUGGUAAUCAUACAGAUAAAGGACUCCCUUCAGCGAACGGCUGCGACCUUCCCUCCACUUACUGUCAGAUCAGCCAUCGAACAUCUAGUUAUUCUGAGAAAUCCAGCUGUCUGUGUAUAUGUUUGCGAGCGUGUAGACUAAGGCCUUCGUGUCACCAGACUCUUUACUGGUGUUAUAACACUAGUAUGCUACUUUUAACUAUAACUACGUAUGCUAUAAAUCGGAACUUUUAAUGGCGGCAUUAACACAGAUAUAAAUGCAUACAUUGAGAAACGAAUGGAUCAGCAACUAAUAAUUUAUUUUCAGGCCUCACGCACAAGACGGAAGUCCAUCACGUAUUGACGACAGUCCUGGCAUAUCUCACGCUUACACUGGUACUGAGUACUUGAUCUACUGUGCUUUAGCUCCACGAUACGUUUGCUUUAAAUCAGACUUAAAUUUUGAUGAUUUAGGUUUAAAAAGGAAACGCUUUGAAACAUUUUACGAGGAUUAUAAAUGGUCUGCUCUUACAUUUAUUAAACUGCUUGGAAUCGUACGUGAUUUUGACACAAAGUUGAAAACUAGUUUUCAAAAGGAAUCUUUUGCGGAGUGACAGCAAUGCACUUCUAUAAUUAGUGGCAUAAUCAUAUAUCUACCUUUAGUGUGUUACUUGUCAUAAAACAGACUAUUGACACAAACAAGUUUAUAAAUCGAUAGUAUCGUUACGCCAAGUAUAUAAGUCGAGGAAUCAAAUAUAGCGCGGACGUACUAUAAUUACUUACCACCCAUCGUUCUGGCGGUGUUCGGUGUAGUUGUGUCAGUUACAGCAACGACUCUACAAUUGAUGAAGUGACACAGUCGUGCGACGUUCCUUUUAUGUGCAUUUGAGUACAACUUUAUACUGUUGUAAAUUUUAAAUAUUCUGGAUUCCUUGUGAAAAUGGGUUGCAGUCAGUCUGGAAGUGUGAGGAUGCAGCGCUCAUCCCAACAACUAGAGAACUAUCUUACGUCGGAACAAGUGCGCCUUGUGAAACAGAGCUGGCUGAUCCUUGGGGAGGACAUGGCUGCCACUGGUCUACUGGUGUUCAAAAAGUUAUUCGAGAGCAACGAGGGUAUGAAGAAAUUGUUCUACAAGUUGAUGCGAUGCGACAGCUCUGAGCAGCUGGAGUUUGACCAGGAAAAGUUGACCCGCCACGCCACGAUCGUGAUGCAGGGACUAGGCGCGGCCGUGGAGAGUCUGGAGGACUCCGUUUUUCUCACAAACGUCCUUAUUGCCAUGGGCGAGCGUCACGCCAUGUACAACGUCAAAACUGAAAUGGUUCCGCAUCUGUGGCCAGCCAUUCGGGAUGCUUUUAAGGAGUUGAUGGGGGAAGACUUUUUACCGGCUGUUGAAAGUGCAUGGUUGCACGUGUUUGAGUAUAUUGGCAGUAAAUUCAAAAUGGGAAUUGUAUCUGGCAAACAAUGAUGGGAUAAAAGAUAUACGGCUAUUUUACAUUGGUUGAGGUAGUGGUUGAAGUGUCUGUCAAUCAGGAGUGUUAUAAUUGAAUAGGGAAUUUGUAUUGUUAUUUCACCGUUGUCGGUUUUUUUAUGCAAUCAAAUAAAAUUAAAAUAUAAUUUCAAUUCAACGGUGAAAAAUCAGAUACCGAGUUGAUUAAGUCAUGCGAACCUGUUUAUAUUUUUGUUAAGGUCUGGGUGAUGGAAGACCAAUUUGUCAGGAGCAUCAUAGCACACUGCAGGACAUUCCUUACUUCUACAAAAUGUGUGUUUGAGUGAAAGUUGUUAUGAAGGUU